Molecule: messenger RNA, 1308 nt
Organism: Coccomyxa subellipsoidea C-169
Lineage: Eukaryota; Viridiplantae; Chlorophyta; Trebouxiophyceae; Coccomyxaceae
Product: Clavaminate synthase-like protein
Exons: 9
Coding region: 1-1308 (435 amino acids)
Biological process (GO): negative regulation of Notch signaling pathway; peptidyl-aspartic acid hydroxylation
Cellular component (GO): cytoplasm; nucleus
Molecular function (GO): ankyrin repeat binding; [protein]-asparagine 3-dioxygenase activity; peptidyl-histidine dioxygenase activity
Source: RefSeq, a predicted model, not a curated record
AUGACGACUGAUCUGGCUGUGCGCACCGACACAGUCAUCAUCCCGCCCGCUAAUGGGCGGGGGCACGCACCGCGGUAUCCCAAGUGGAUAGCAACAGCUGACAUCGAGAAAUUUGACGUGAGCGAGGCGAGGGGAUACAAUGCAGCCUGGGAGGUUCUGCGCACCUGCCAGCCUGCUGUGAUGUCCAAGAGUCCCUUGGUGCAAAAGCUGUUGGAGCGCUGGACUCUGCCCUACCUGGCGAGUGCAUUUGGGUUGCGGCGGGGGAAUGUAGAGGUCCCGUCAAGUGAAGAGAAGAGCAGUGCUUAUUUGGAGCAUGACGACAGCAAGAAUGUGUUUGGAUCCUUCUAUCAUGUCCGCGAGCCUGCCACACAGCGCUUGCAGAUGAAGUUUUCCGAGUUUGUGGACUGCCUGAGCUCGUGGAAGACCAGAAAGGCCUUUGUCAGGGCACCAGUGAUGAUGGGCCGGAGCAUAGACAACUCAGCGCAGCCCUGUGAGGACCUGGGUCCUGGCCUGCAGGAUGACCUUAGAAAUUGCAUAGACUGGCAAUGGCUUGAGGAGUCGCAGCACAUCCAUAAGUGGGGUGGCAUCAGAGGGGUCAGUCUGGAGGUGGGCUCCUCCAAUGGCCUGCAGCCUGCGCGCUACCACACACAUGACCGCCUGCUUGCUCAGGUGGCGGGGCGGCGGCGGGUGUUGCUUAUAUCGCCGGAGUACGCGCACAGGGGGAUGUACGCAUUCCCCAUACACCACCCCUACGACGGCUACGCGAUGCCGGACCUGGAUCGCCCCGACACGGGCGCCUGGCCGCUGCUUCGCCGCGUGCAGGGGCUCACCGCCGUGCUGCACCCGGGCGACGCACUCUUCGUGCCUGCCUACUGGCGCGACCUUGACACAGGGUCAACAUGCCUAGCCUUUGAGAUGGGGCAGGGAUUACGGCUGCAGAACCGGGAUGCCUUGUGGCUCGCCAUCUCACGGCUCAUCGAGGAGCGCGUCGGCCUUCUGCAGAGCGCCGCCAACGUCCGGCACUGGCUGCUCACCAUUGCAAGGGAGGAGGAGGAGAGCUGCAUCGAUGCGGCGACGGUGCGCGGCUACCGGCUCCUGGUGAUGUGCCAGGAGGUGCGCGACGAAAUCGAGGCCGUUCUAGGCGCAGACACCGACGCUGCCGAGCUCCUGAGAGCAAUGUGCGACCACCGCCUAAAUUUCAGGGAGCUGCUGUAUCUGACGGACAAGCCGCUGCAGCUGCCUGACACACGGACGGAGGAAGAAAUCAAGUACCCAGAGCUCUUCCGCCACAAGCUCAUUAGUUGCUAA